Plutella xylostella (diamondback moth) is the source of this 1121-nucleotide messenger RNA. It is a transcript of the gene mRpL19, whose product is annotated as mitochondrial ribosomal protein L19. Gene Ontology annotation, molecular function: structural constituent of ribosome. Gene Ontology annotation, cellular component: ribosome; mitochondrial large ribosomal subunit. The record is from RefSeq and is a predicted model, not a curated record. NCBI's taxonomy places the organism in Eukaryota, Metazoa, Arthropoda, Insecta, Lepidoptera, Plutellidae. Gene Ontology annotation, biological process: translation.
GAUUUUGAAAUCUUCCUCUUUCUUGCUCUUGUUCUGUCCGGGUUUUCUGUUGAAUUUAGUUUUAUUUAUCGUGAUAGAAGCCCUAUUUUAUAAAGUUUCUCAGUGAAACUCAUUAAAUACACCUUCAAAUGGCUUUAGCCGUGAGAAAGACCGGUGCUGACAUCUUUUCUGUUACAAGAUGGUUUCUUCGGAGAGAGUGCCGUCUGAUGUCGACGCUGCCUGAAAAAGCUGAAGCCCCAGAAGCAGAAUCAGUUCCAUCUGAACCACAGCAGCAGCGUGUGGGCCGCAGACCGCGGAUGUCCAACCCCGCUGUGGAGUUCAGACAUGCUUACCCCGAGUUCCUGCCCGACCCCAACCCCAAGUGGCGUAACUCUCUGCGGGAGAAGCUGGAGAGAGCUGACAUGCUGAAGAGGAGGAGCCAGAUUGAUGUACCUGAGUUUUAUGUUGGUUCAAUUCUCGGUGUGACAAUAUCAGACCCCCACGCUCAGGGUAAAACCAACCGGUUUGUGGGCAUCUGCAUUGAGCGCAAGGGAUGCGGCCUGCGUGCCGAGUUCACACUGAGAAAUGUGGUGGAUCAUCAGGGAGUUGAGAUCCGUUAUGAGCUGUACGACCCGACAAUCCAGAAGAUCCAGGUUCUAAGACUAGAGAAGAGGCUGGACGAGAAGCUGUUCUACUUGCGGGACGCUCUGCCGGAGUACAGCACCUUCUCAUUCGACAUGGACCCGGAGAUCCUGCCCGAAGGCACUCCAGUACCUAUUAAUCCUGUUCAGGUGAAGCUAAAGCCGCGUCCGUGGCUGGAGCGCUGGGAGCGGCAGGAGCUGCAGGGGGUCUCCAACAUCGAGGAGCACCUGAAGGAGAAGGACAGGAAGCGCCGCGAGCUGCGCAAGACACCCUGGGAGGAGUUCGACCUCAUGAAGCAGUAUAGAAAAACUAUCCCUGAGGAAGACCAAAGCGAGAUCUGGGGCGAGGUUUACAACAAGCUACACCAGUUGCAGAUGAACAGAAAGAAGAUGUCCAGAAAACGCACGUUCACCACGCCGAAGACGCAACUUGGUUAAGAUAUCAGUUAUUGUGUAGAUUUGUAGAUAAAGUUAUUAAUAAAAUUAUUGUGUUAUUUAGAA